This is a messenger RNA of Vanderwaltozyma polyspora DSM 70294, 5178 nucleotides long. RefSeq names its product Rrp5p (gene RRP5). Lineage: Eukaryota; Fungi; Ascomycota; Saccharomycetes; Saccharomycetales; Saccharomycetaceae. Gene Ontology annotation, molecular function: protein binding; RNA binding. Bases 1 to 5178 code for a protein of 1725 amino acids. The record is from RefSeq and is a predicted model, not a curated record. Gene Ontology annotation, biological process: rRNA processing. The transcript has a single exon. Gene Ontology annotation, cellular component: nucleolus; small-subunit processome; nucleus.
AUGGCACCUCAAGGCAAAAGAAAGAGAGAUGAUGGUGAGUCCCCUCUUUCGAGAGAGGAUAAAACUGUUCAGCCUGCUGCAUCAUCUCUAGAUAGAAAUGCAGAUGAAGUUUCAUUUCCAAGAGGUGGUGCUUCCGCUCUGACUCCAUUGGAAUUGAAACAAGUCGCUAAUGAAGCUGCUAAUGAUGUUUUGUUUGCCAAUGAAUCAUCCAAAAAGAAAGCUGAAAAUUCUGCUGAGACUGGUACUUCAGACCAACGCAAGAGCAAGAAGAAGAAGGUCACCAAGAAAACUGAUGACGAUAAUGAAGAUUCUGAGGAAGACAUUGACGUCACUUCUGUAAUUGUGAGCCAUAUUAAUUUUAAAAAUUUGAAAGUUGGUUCUCAACUAUUAGGUCAAAUUAAAUACAUUACAAAGGAAGAUAUAUGUGUUACUUUUGCGGAUAACAUCUCAGGUUACGUUCCUUUGACAAGCAUCUCUGACCAAUUCACAGAUAUAUUAGAACAAUUAGACGAAUCUAUGAGUGACAGUAGUUCAGAUGAAGAAGGAGAAGAUGAAGAAGAAUAUGAAUCUUCUGAUGAUGUAUCAAGUGAUAAGAAACCAUUGGCCAAGAAGGAAGUCCCAAAUUUGAGAAAUUAUUUCAAAAUUGGUCAAUGGUUAAGAUGUUCUGUUUCAGCUAAUACAGCUUUAGAAACUCAAUCGAAGAAGAACAAGAAAAAGAAGAUUUUAUUAUCUAUCGAGCCAUCAGUUGUCAAUAUUUUAACCGAAGAAGACUUAAAUAAAUCUACUACUGUUCAAUGUUCUGUGAAGAGUAUCGAAGAUCAUGGUGCUGCUUUAGAUCUAGGUAUUGAAGGCAUAACUGGUUUUAUUUCCAAAAAAGAUUAUCUAAAUUUUGACGAGUUAAAACCUGGGUUCGUUUUCUUGGGUAACAUUGCUAAGAAAUCAGGUAGAUCUGUAGUGGUGAACUUGAACUUUUCACCAAAGAACAAAGUUAGUCAAAUCUCAUCAAUCGAUGCCGUUAUCCCUGGUCAAUCUGUUGAUUUAUUAUGCGAAUCUGUUCAACCAACUGGUAUAACAGGUAAAGUUUAUGGUUUAGUUCCAGGUUUUAUUAGUAACGUUCACUUGCAUACAUUUGAUAGAGAAGAAAUUAAGCAUAAAUAUGCCAUCGGUUCUAACGUCCAAGGUAGAAUAUUGGCAUCAUUAAACAACAAGAACGGUGAUAAAGUACUAAUAAUCUCAACUUUACCUCACAUCACAUCAUUGGAAAACAAAUUACAUGAAAUAGAGAAUUUGGAAGCUUUCCCAUUCGGUUACACAUUUGAUUCUGCAUCUAUAAAAGGUCGUGACUCAGAAUACUUAUAUUUAGCACUUGAUGAAGAUAGAAUUGGUGAAGUGCACCAUUCAAAAAUAGGUAAUGCCUUUGAAUCAGAGAAAAUAAGCGCUAGAGUUUUAGGUUAUAACAGUAUUGAUAACGUAUUCCAAUUAUCCACAGAUCCAGAAACUUUGAAAUUAAAGUACGUUAGAGCUGCCGAUAUUAAAAUCGGUGAAUUAUUGACCGGUUGCGAAAUUGUUUCUGUUUCAUCAAAGGGUAUCCAACUUAAAAUAUUUAACAACCAAUUCAGUGCAUUUGUUCCUCCAAUACAUAUCUCUGAUACAAGAUUAGUCUACCCAGAAAGAAAAUUCAAGAUCGGUUCUAAAAUUAAAGGUAGAGUUUUAAGUGUUGACUUCAGAGGUCAUAUUCUUGUCACACUAAAGAAAACAUUAGUUAACGCUGAAGAAAACGAAACUCCGUUACUUGAUUCUUACAAAGCUGCUCAAACCAUCAAGGAUUCUAAUUCUAAAACAACUGCUACAGUCCAAUAUUUCAAACCAAAUGGUUGUGUAGUAUCAUUUUUCGGUGGUAUAAGUGGGUUUUUACCAAACACUGAAAUCUCAGAGGCUUUUGUUAAGAGACCAGAAGAACAUUUGAGACUAGGACAAACUAUUUUGGUCAAAUUAUUGCAAGUAGAAAAGGAAAGAUCAAGAAUCAUUGUUACUUGUAAGGUUUCCAAUGAUAAGGCUGAUUCGCAAAAAGAAACCAUUGAAAAGUUGAUUCCAGGCAAAAGCUUUGUCGAAGCAAGUGUUAUAGAAAAAACCAAAGAUUCUUUGGUAGUCGAAAUGGAAAAAACUGGUUUACGUGGUGUUGUUUACGUCGGCCAUUUAUCUGAUUUGAGGAUUGAACAGAAUAGAGCUGAAAUCAAAAAGGUUAGAAUUGGUUCUAAAUUAAAUGGUCUUGUUAUCGAUAAGGAUACAAGAACGUAUAUUUUCAAUAUGACUUUAAAGGAAUCUUUAAUCAAAGAUGCCAAAGAAGGUAAGCUACCAACAUCCUAUUCUGAAGUCAAAACUUUAGAUAAAUCUACUCCAUUACAUGGGUAUGUCAAAUCUGUUUCUGAUAAGGGUAUUUUUGUAGCCUUCAAUGGUAAAUUUGUUGGUUUAGUUCUUCCAAGUUAUGCUGUUGAGAACAGAGAAAUUGAUUUCAAGAAGUCAUUUUAUAUGAACCAAUCUGUUACUGCUUAUAUCUUAAGAACCGAUGAUGAGCAAGAAAGAUUCUUAUUAACUUUGAAAGAACCUAAGACCAAAGAGAAAAAGAAAACUUCAACUGAUACUGCUGCUAUCAACCCAAUAGAUUCUUCUAUUAAAGAUUUAUCUGAUUUCAGAGUUGGAAGUAUUGUAGAAGGUAAGAUUAAAGGUGUUAAAAAGAACCAACUAAAUAUCAUUUUAGCUGACAAUUUACAUGGUAGGGUUGACAUUGCAGAGGUCUUUGACAAUUUUGCCGAUAUUAAGGAUAAACAACAACCAUUAUCUAAUUUCAAGUCUGGUGAUUUGAUUAAAGUUAAAAUUCUUGGUCAUCAUGAUGUCAAGAGCUAUAAGUUUUUACCAAUUUCUCAUUCCAAUUUGAAAAACAGUGUUCUGGAAUUAUCUAUUAAACCAUCUGAAUUGAAAUCAUCAAAGAUAAAUAUUCCAUCAAUCGAUGAAGUUAAAAUUGACUCAGAAUUGACUGGUUUUAUUAAUAAUUUUGCUAAAGACUGUGUUUGGUUAACAGUUUCUCCAAUUUUAAAGGCAAAAUUACCUUUAUUCGAAUUGUCAGAUGAUGGCUCAAGAUUUUCAGCGAUUGAAGACAGCUUCCCUCUUGGUACUGCAUUGAGAGUGCAUGUCACUUCUGUUGACAAAACUCAUAAUUUUGUCACUGUUUCGAAUAGAUCUAAAUCUGUUAAAAGUAUCGAUGAUGUUAAUGUUGAUGACAUUUUACCAGCACGCAUAAUUAAGGUAAAUGAUAAUUAUGUAUUGUUAGAUUUAGGUCACAAGAUUACGGGUAUUUCCUUCAUUACUGAUGCUCUAAAUGACUUCUCUUCAUCAUUACAUGAUGAAUAUGACGAUAAGUUAAAUGAAAUGGUUUCAGCAAAGGUUAUUUCCAUCGAUCGUGAAACCAAAAAAAUCAACUUAUCUCUUCAAAAUGAAAAAGCUUCUAACAUGAAAUUGAAAUCACAUGAAGAUUUGAAACAAAAAGAUGUGGUUAAGGCUAUUAUUAAAAACGUUACUGAAAAGGGUAUCUUUGUUUAUUUAAGCAGUGCUUUGGAAGCGUUUGUACCAGUUAGUAAGCUGUCUGAUUCUUACUUGAAGGACUGGAAAAAGUUUUACAAACCAAUGCAAUCUGUUAUUGGUAAGGUUAUCAGUUGUGAUGAUAAUUCUCAUAUAUUGUUGACUUUAAGAGAAUCUGAAGUCAACGGUGAAUUGAAGGUAUUAAAAGGGUAUUCUGAUAUUAAGGUUGGUGAUAUUUUCAAUGGUAAUAUCAAAAAUGUUACCGAUUUUGGUGUAUUCGUGAAAUUGGAUAAUACUGUUAACGUUAGUGGUUUGGCUCACAGAACUGAAAUAGCUGACACUGUGCCAGAAAACUUAUCUAGUAUUUUUGGUGUUGGUGACAGAGUUAAAGCCAUUGUUUUGAAGACUAACCCUGAAAAGCAACAAAUAUCUUUAGGUCUAAAGGCCUCAUACUUCACUAGUGCUAAGUCCAAGGAAAAUUCUGAUUCCGAUUUGGAAAGUGAUGAGGAUGAAGUAAUGGCUGAUGUCAAUUAUAAUGAAGAAUCCGAAGAUGAAGCUGAAAUUGACGAUGAAGAACCAAAGUCCUCAAAGACUCCAAUGACAACUGACGGUUUAAGUUUGAGUGCCGGUUUUGAUUGGACCGCUAACAUUUUGAACCAAGCUCAAUCCGAUGAUGAUCUAGAAGAUGAAAUGGAAGAUUUUACUGAGGUUAAAAGAUCUAAACAUAAGAGAUCAAAGACGAAGAUCAUCGAGGACAAAACAAUUGACAUCAAUGCCAGAGCUCCUGAAUCUGUUAGUGAUUUUGAACGUUUAAUUGUUGGUAAUCCAAACUCAUCUGUCAUUUGGAUGAAUUAUAUGGCUUUUCGUUUGCAAUUAAGUGAAAUCGAUAAGGCCAGAGAAAUUGCUGAACGUGCGUUGAAGACUAUUAAUUUCAGAGAAGAGAAUGAAAAAUUAAAUAUAUGGAUUGCAAUGUUAAACUUGGAAAACACAUUUGGUACUGAAGAAACUUUAGAGGACGUUUUCAAGAGAUCAUGUCAAUAUAUGGAUUCUUUCACUAUGCACAAUAAAUUGUUGAGUAUAUAUCAAAUGAGUGAAAAACUAGAUAAAGCAGCUGAACUUUUCAAAGCCACAUCAAAGAAAUUUGGUUCUGAAAAGGUGAGUGUUUGGGUAUCAUGGGGUGAAUUUUUAAUUAACAACAAACAAGCCCAAGAAGCUCGUUCUGUUUUAGCCAGUGCUCUGAAAUCUUUGCCAAAACGUAACCACGUCGAACUUGUAAGGAAGUUUGCCCAACUAGAAUUUGCUAAAGGUGAUCCUGAAAGAGGUCGUUCAUUAUUUGAAGGUUUAAUUGCUGAUGCUCCAAAGAGAAUUGAUAUCUGGAAUGUUUACAUUGACCAAGAAAUCAAGAUCGGUGAAAAGAAGAAAGCUGAAGACUUGUUUGAACGUGUUAUCAACAGAAAGAUUACUAGAAAACAAGCCAAGUUCUUCUUUAAUAAAUGGUUACAAUUCGAAGAAUCUCAAAAUGAUGAAAAGACAGUCUCUUACGUCAAGGCAAAGGCAACUGAAUUUGCUGAAAAUAACCCUAAGGCAUCACAAACUGAUUAG